Molecule: messenger RNA, 594 nt
Organism: Cavenderia fasciculata
Lineage: Eukaryota; Evosea; Eumycetozoa; Acytosteliales; Cavenderiaceae
Exons: 1
Coding region: 1-594 (197 amino acids)
Biological process (GO): translation
Cellular component (GO): ribosome; mitochondrial large ribosomal subunit
Molecular function (GO): structural constituent of ribosome
Source: RefSeq, a predicted model, not a curated record
AUGUUUGCACUUAAGAGAUCGUCUAGUUUAUUUUCAACUUUAUACAUAUCAUCAGCAUCAUCUUAUGCUCCUACUGCAGCGAUUGGUAGUAGUUUGAUAACUGGUAGUCUUUAUAAUAGUCAAUCAACAUCAACAACAACAACAUAUAAUAAUAUAUUCAGAUCGUAUUGUAGUACUACUACUACUGCAUCAUUGGAAGCAACAACUCAAUCCAACAACAUUGAAAACACCAUUCCAAAAAAGAAAAAGAUCAAACAAUACAAACUAAAUACAGUAUCACCACUUAAAUAUCCAAUAGUGAAUACAAUCACCAACAUCAACACUGUCAAAGCACUUGGAGGAACAGAAAAUUUACCAUUCCACUUUGAAAGAACUGAUAGUGGUCGUUUAGGUGUUUAUAGUGAUAUUAUUAGAAGUAGAAACUGUCAAGAGACUGUUGUUCGCAAAUUCUCUGGCAACGCCGACGAAAUCAUCUCUGAAAUCAAAAAUAUAAUUGGACAAGAUGUCGAUAUUCAACAAAGAGAAUCAUCUAUAGUCAUAAAAGGAAAUUAUACUCAACCCAUAGUUUUAUGGUUAGUUGCUCUAGGUUUCUAA